GAUCACAGAUACACUUCGCGAGGCCCAGAUCUAAGAGGGAACAGGAAGCCUCGUUCUCUCGCUCUCCACCUCCUCCGAUCUAUCUCUCUCUUACUUUCUGAAAAAAAUUUCUCUUUCUGAAUAUUUUCUCUCACAUAUACAUAUAUAACUGGUUUUGUGGAUGCGAUACCAAGCCUUUUGAUCCCUUCGCAUACUGAUCAGAUCUGAGUGUUUGGGGUCCAAGAUGUUGACGAAGUUCGAGACUAAGAGUAAUAGAGUGAAGGGACUUAGCUUUCACAGCAAGAGGCCAUGGAUCCUUGCGAGUCUACAUAGCGGUGUGAUCCAACUAUGGGACUACCGGAUGGGGACUCUGAUUGAUCGAUUUGAUGAGCAUGAUGGGCCUGUUCGCGGCGUUCAUUUCCACAAAUCUCAACCGCUCUUUGUGUCCGGAGGGGAUGACUACAAAAUUAAAGUUUGGAACUACAAGAUGCAUAGGUGUCUCUUUACACUUCUUGGACACCUUGAUUAUAUUCGUACUGUGCAGUUCCAUCACGAGUACCCAUGGAUUGUUAGUGCAAGUGAUGAUCAGACUAUUCGCAUAUGGAACUGGCAAUCACGUACAUGUAUUUCUGUCUUGACGGGCCAUAAUCAUUAUGUUAUGUGUGCCACCUUCCACCCAAAAGAGGACCUGGUUGUGUCAGCCUCCCUUGAUCAGACUGUUCGUGUGUGGGAUAUUGGUGCACUGAGAAAGAAGACUGUGUCUCCUGCUGAUGACAUACUGAGACUUAGUCAGAUGAAUACAGAUCUUUUUGGAGGUGUUGAUGCUGUCGUUAAGUAUGUCUUGGAGGGUCAUGACCGAGGUGUCAACUGGGCUGCAUUCCACCCCACACUGCCUCUGAUUGUCUCAGGAGCAGAUGAUCGCCAAGUUAAAUUAUGGCGGAUGAAUGAUACCAAAGCUUGGGAAGUGGAUACAUUGAGAGGACACAUGAAUAAUGUGUCAUGUGUUAUGUUCCAUGCCAAACAGGACAUAAUUGUAUCCAAUUCAGAGGACAAAAGCAUCCGUGUGUGGGAUGUGACAAGGCGAACUGGAAUUCAAACUUUCCGCAGAGAGCAUGAUCGUUUCUGGAUUCUUGCAUCUCACCCGGAGAUGAAUCUGUUGGCUGCAGGUCAUGACAGUGGAAUGAUUGUUUUCAAGUUAGAGCGAGAGCGGCCAGCCUUUGCAGUGAGUGGUGAUAGCCUGUUCUAUGCUAAAGAUCGAUUUUUGCGGUACUAUGAGUUUUCAAAUCAAAGGGAUACACAAGUUAUUCCAAUUCGACGCCCUGGUUCUACUAGCUUGAAUCAAAGUCCUAGGACCCUUUCUUACAGUCCUACUGAAAAUGCUGUUCUUAUAUGCUCAGAUGUGGAUGGAGGAUCUUAUGAGUUGUAUUGCAUACCUAAGGACAGCAUUAAUAGGGGUGAUAGUGUUCAGGAUGCAAGGAGAGGUACAGGGUCAGCUGUAUUCGUUGCUCGGAAUAGGUUUGCUGUUCUUGACAAAAGCAGCAAUCAAAUCUUGGUUAAAAAUCUGAAUAAUGAGGUUGUCAAGAAGAGUUUGCUCCCGAUUGCUGCUGAUGCAAUAUUCUAUGCAGGAACUGGUAAUUUGCUGUGUAGGGCAGAAGACAGGGUUGUUAUAUUUGAUCUCCAACAGAGGAUGGUACUUGGUGAUCUGCAAACUCCCUUCAUCAAGUAUGUGGUUUGGUCAAACGAUAUGGAGAGUGUUGCUUUGCUUAGCAAACAUGCUAUUAUCAUUGCUAGCAAGAAGCUUGUCCACCAGUGCACUCUUCAUGAGACCAUCCGUGUAAAGAGUGGUGCUUGGGAUGACAAUGGUGUAUUCAUUUACACAACUCUCAAUCAUAUUAAAUACUGCCUUCCAAAUGGAGAUGGUGGCAUAAUUAGGACCCUUGAUGUUCCUAUAUACAUUACAAAGGUUUCUGGAAACACUAUCUUCUGCUUGGAUCGGGAUGGGAAAAACAGGGCCAUUGUUAUUGAUGCUACGGAAUAUAUUUUUAAGCUGUCUCUAUUUAGGAAGAGAUAUGACCAUGUGAUGAGCAUGAUAAAGAAUUCUCAACUCUGUGGGCAAGCAGUAAUUGCUUAUCUGCAGCAGAAGGGGUUCCCUGAAGUUGCUUUACAUUUUGUGAAAGAUGAAAGAACUCGUUUUAACUUGGCUCUUGAGAGCGGGAAUAUUCAAAUAGCUGUUGCAUCAGCUACAGCAAUUGAUGAGAAAGAUCACUGGUAUAGACUGGGGGUAGAGGCUCUUCGCCAAGGCAAUGCAGGCAUUGUGGAAUAUGCUUACCAGAAGACCAAAAAUUUUGAGAGGUUAUCCUUCCUUUAUCUCAUAACUGGUAACACAGAGAAGCUGUCGAAGAUGCUGAAAAUUGCUGAGGUUAAGAACGAUGUCAUGGGUCAGUUCCAUAAUGCACUUUAUCUGGGUAAUGUACGAGAGCGGGUUAAGAUCUUGGAGAAUGUUGGCCACUUGCCGCUUGCUUACAUAACAGCUAAAGUUCAUGGGCUGCAGGAGGACGCUGAAAGGCUAGCUGCUGAAUUGGGUGAUAAUCUGCCAUCUUUGCCAGAGGGGAAAGUGCCCUCCCUUUUGAUGCCCCCAACUCCAGUGAUAUGCGGUGGUGAUUGGCCACUUCUGAGAGUAAUGAAGGGCAUAUUUGAUGGUGGUCUGGAUAACAAUGCCAGGGGUACCGCAGAUGAAGAGUAUGAGGCUGCUGAUGGUGACUGGGGUGAGGAGCUGGACAUGGUUGAUGUGGAUGGCUUACAAAAUGGGGAUGUUACAGAAAUUUUGGAAGACGGAGAAGUGGGGGAAGAAAAUGAGGAAGAGGGAGGUUGGGACCUUGAAGAUUUGGAACUUCCCCCUGAAGCAGACACUCCAAAGGCUUCUGUCAAUGCACGGUCCUCAGUUUUUGUUGCUCCAACUCCUGGUAUGCCUGUAAGCCAGAUUUGGACCCAGAGGUCAUCUCUUGCUGCUGAACAUGCAGCUGCAGGCAAUUUUGACACUGCAAUGCGGCUGCUGAAUAGGCAACUUGGAAUAAAAAACUUUGGUCCUUUGAAAUCCAUGUUUCUUGAUCUUCAUUCGGGAAGCCACACCUAUCUACGUGCAUUUUCUUCUACUCCAGUGAUAUCACUUGCUGUUGAGCGUGGAUGGAGUGAAUCUGCUAGCCCAAAUGUGAGAGGGCCACCAGCUCUUGUGUUCAAUUUUUCUCAGUUGGAAGAGAAACUCAAAGCUGGUUACAAGGCUACGACCGCUGGGAAGCUUACUGAAGGUGUUCGGCUGUUUAUUAGUAUUCUACAUACUAUUCCGUUGGUUGUUGUUGACUCAAGGAGGGAAGUUGAUGAAGUUAAGGAGUUGGUUAUUAUUGUUAAAGAGUAUGUGCUAGGUUUGCAAAUGGAGCUGAAGAGAAGGGAAAUGAAAGACAAUCCAGUACGCCAGCAGGAGCUUGCAGCUUAUUUUACGCAUUGCAAUCUCCAAGUGCCUCACUUAAGGCUUGCCUUGCUAACUGCAAUGAGCGUUUGUUUCAAGGCAAAGAACCUGGCCACUGCCGCUAACUUCGCCAGGCGGCUACUGGAAACUAACCCAACCAAUGAGAACCAAGCAAGGACAGCUAGACAAGUGCUGCAGGCUGCAGAGAGGAACAUGACCGAUGCUUCUCAGCUGAACUAUGAUUUUAGGAACCCAUUUGUGAUUUGUGGAGCAACGUAUGUACCAAUUUACCGAGGACAGAAAGAUGUAUCAUGCCCAUAUUGCAGUUCACGGUUUGUGCCAAGCCAGGAAGGACAGCUUUGCAGAGUUUGUGAUCUUGCAGUUGUUGGAGCGGAUGCUUCUGGUUUACUAUGUUCUCCUUCUCAGAUUCGAUGAUCAAUCUACUGAAGCUGGAGAGUUGAUUUUGCCAUUUGUCCUUUUUGCAGCAGAAGCUAUCUCUUUCACUGAUUCAAAUCUGCAUGUAGAAGGUAAGAAAUACCAUAGAAAGAGUUCGAUUCCAAAUGAAUUGUCAGUGCUGUCUCCUUUUCUUGGGUUAUUCCGUUUUUCUCCUCUUUAAUCAGUUGAUUAUGACUUCCAAUGUAAUAAGAAAAAUUACCAGAAUUUUGUUUUAGGCUAUGCUAAAUAGUUGUUUAUAGGGAAGAAUGAUUAAGGCCUUUGUGAAAUUAGAAGAUGGUUGAUAGGCAGGACAUGUGUAUGCAAAAUUUGCUUUUCUCUGUGGUGAAUUGAGAUUUCAAUCUAUCGGCUUUGAAUGAUAAGUUUUGUUAUAUUUCCUGUUA
Messenger RNA from Ziziphus jujuba (common jujube), 4278 nucleotides. RefSeq names its product coatomer subunit alpha-1. Gene Ontology annotation, cellular component: COPI vesicle coat. NCBI's taxonomy places the organism in Eukaryota, Viridiplantae, Streptophyta, Magnoliopsida, Rosales, Rhamnaceae. The transcript has 4 exons. Gene Ontology annotation, molecular function: structural molecule activity; protein binding. Bases 224 to 3877 code for a protein of 1217 amino acids. The record is from RefSeq and is a predicted model, not a curated record. Gene Ontology annotation, biological process: intracellular protein transport; intra-Golgi vesicle-mediated transport; endoplasmic reticulum to Golgi vesicle-mediated transport.